Molecule: messenger RNA, 2929 nt
Organism: Lucilia sericata (common green bottle fly)
Lineage: Eukaryota; Metazoa; Arthropoda; Insecta; Diptera; Calliphoridae
Exons: 1
Coding region: 132-1610 (492 amino acids)
Biological process (GO): proteolysis
Molecular function (GO): cysteine-type endopeptidase activity
Source: RefSeq, a predicted model, not a curated record
GUUAUCAGCUGAUAAAAUAAUUUAAUUCUUUGUCAUCAAUAACAUUUCACAAGCACAAAUAAAAACUAAAUAAUAAAAUAAAAUUAUAAUUAUUGACAACAAAAAACGUAAACCAGUAAUUCAAUUAAACAAUGUCAUUGUUCUAUAAUAUGGAAAAACAAGAUUUAGAAACACUGGGAUUGAGAAUAAAGCUGAUCAUUGUGGACUGUUUUGAUCAUGAAUAUCGAAAAGAAAUUUGGAACAAAUAUUCACCAUCAUAUGAUUCUAUUCGAAAUUUGGAUGUAAAUAUAUUAAAGGAAGAUAAGAUCUAUGAAUAUAUAAGGAAUACGAACUUCGUGUAUUACUCGUCAAUCAUCAUUGUGAUCAAUUGCUACUAUUAUCCUUGUCGCGCUAGAAACUUGCGUUUAGUAAUUGAAGCAAUUGAGCGUAAUACACAUUUACGCUACAACUUAAAAGUGAUUUGUACUUUUUAUGAUAUUUUACCAACAUUUUAUAAAAAAUUUAAUUUUGAAACUAUCAAAGGAUUAUUCUUAACAGAUUACUACACUUUUGUAAUGAGUAAUUUGGAAAACGCGUUCUUUUUUCAAGACUAUCAUGAGAAGUCUGGCGACGCAAUGUUACACAAUUUAUUAAAAAUAUUAGAAAAUCAACCAUUUAUAUCAGCUAAGGAAUUGCACAUGAUUUUGAAAAUUUUCUGUGCAAUAUCGGUGAUAUCAAAAGCAAAUGUUGAUUUAUAUUUUAAUAAUGUUAAUCCAGCCUUAGCAAUUAUCAUCAAUCAAUAUUAUUUUGCAAAUCACAACACACGUGAGGGCAGCGAAAAGGAUGUUCAGCAAUUAAUACAACAAUUUCAAAUCUCCAGAACACCUUACAUUGUUAUACAAGAUUUUAAACGAUCGGAAAUUUUAAAGUUGAUCGAAUUCUUGAGUUGUAAAGAUCUCAGUGCGCUUAUGUGUUUAUAUUUCAUAACAAUGACUCAUGGAAUGGAAAAUAACAUCAUUUACGCAAGUGAUACGAAAGUAAAUUUUAUAGAAGACAUUUUAAAUCCUAUACAAUCGAAUGUUUUCUUAAAGGAUACACAUAUAACAUUCGUCAAUGUCCACUGCCGUGGUAGUAUUGAUGCUGCUCAUAUGGAUCAUGAUGAUUCGGAAAAUAUUUUGCCCACCAAAAUUGAACAGUUGCAACCCAAUGUUACGGUAUUUUACAGCGUUCCCGAUUUAGUGACCUCACCAAGAUGUACGAAAAGUGGUACACCAUUUAUAAACAGCUAUUGUAAAGUUUAUUUAGAAUUGAAGUGUUCGUCAAAUAUCGAAAAACUAUAUGAGAAAAUUACAAACGUCUUAAAAAAAAAUAAUUAUUAUUACGGUAAUCUUGAUUGCUGUGGAAAAUCUGCGGAAUUAGUUGUGGCAGAUAAAAGAACAACAAACCAACAUUGUAUUAAACCCCUGUCUACUAGUGCUUUGACAACAGUUCCAUGUUUUCAAUCGAUUAGAAACGAAGUUCCUGCACUGUUCCACCAAGAUCACAACAAUAUCAUAAAUGCGAAAAACAAAGAUCAAACGGCUAGACCAUUUUCUUUGUAUACCAAUGAUAGAGUAAACAAACUUUUUUAACUAAAUUGUCCCAAGACUUAGGCUUUAAUAAUUACGAAGUGAAAUUAGACAAGGAACUAGCGAAUCGUAUCUGGAGGUAUUACGAAAUGGAGAGGAGAUAUAUUAAUCGUUUGAAAGAUGGAAAACAUGAAAUAUUACCUACAGAAUUAAGUCAAAUUAUUCCAAAAUAUGAUAUUAACUACCAUGACGAACGUGAGGAAGCAUGUCUCGCUAAAGAACUUUAUCAGAGUCAAUUAAAUCCAUCUAAAAUUAUUGGACCAUUACUUGGGCCUUAAUAAAUACGAAGUGAAAUUAGACAAGGAACUAGCGAAUCGUAUCUGGAGGUAUUACGAAAUGGAGAGGAGAUAUAUUAAGCGUUUGAAAGAUGGAAAACAUGAAAUAUUACCUACAGAAUUAAGUCAAAUUAUUCCAAAAUAUGAUAUUAACUACCAUGACGAAUUUGAGGAAGCAUGUCUCGCUAAAGAACUUUAUCAGAGUCAAUUAAAUCCAUCUAAAAUUAUUGGACCAUUACUUGGGCCUUAAUAAUUACGAAGUGAAAUUAGACAAGGAACUAGCGAAUCGUAUCUGGAGGUAUUACGAAAUGGAGAGGAGAUAUAUUAAUCGUUUGAAAGAUGGAAAACAUGAAAUAUUACCUACAGAAUUAAGUCAAAUUAUUCAAAAUAUGAUAUUAACUACCAUGACGAACUUGAGGAAGCAUGUCUCGCUAAAGAACUUUAUCAGAGUCAAUUAAAUCCAUCUAAAAUUAUUGGACCCUUACUUGGGCCUUAAUAAAUACGAAGUGAAAUUAGACAAAGAACUGGCGAAUCGUAUCUGGAGGUAUUACGAAAUGGAGAGGAAAUAUAUUAAUCGUUUGAAAGAUGGAAAACAUGAAAUAUUACCUACAGAAUUAAGUCAAAUUAUUCCAAAAUAUGAUAUUAACUACCAUGACGAACUUGAGGAAGCAUGUCUCGCUAAAGAACUUUAUCAGAGUCAAUUAAAUCCAUCUAAAAUUAUUGGACCAUUACUUGGGCCUUAAUAAAUACGAAGUGAAAUUAGACAAAGAACUGGCGAAUCGUAUCUGGAGGUAUUACGAAAUGGAGAGGAGAUAUAUUAUUCAUUUGAAAGAUGGAAUAAAUGAAAUAUUACCUAUAGAAUUAAGUAAAAUUAUUCCAAAAUAUGAUAAUAACUACCAUGACGAACUUGAGGAAGCAUGUCUCGCUAAAGAACUUUAUCAGAAACAAUUAAAUCCAUCUAGAAUUAUUAGAUAUAAUGCUAGGAGUCCUAUUCCACCCCCGGGUGCUUUUCGGCCGUUACGAUAUUUACAACAACGUACUCACACG